Molecule: messenger RNA, 1039 nt
Organism: Loa loa (African eye worm)
Lineage: Eukaryota; Metazoa; Nematoda; Chromadorea; Rhabditida; Onchocercidae
Exons: 4
Coding region: 34-699 (221 amino acids)
Source: RefSeq, a predicted model, not a curated record
GCUUUAGAGAUUAAGAGAAGAUAAUUGUGCAAGAUGCCUUUGAUCGAUAUGGCAGAAGCUGUAAGUCGUGGUGACAUUAUUGUCGAUGAGGUAGAUGCCUUGAAUGCUGUGAACUCUGGAAAAUUGAGUGAAAUUGAAACUGCCCGGUUUAGUCCAUUGGUUAUUGAACAUUCUCGACGGCAGAGUAGCGGAAAUGGCUCUGCAGUUAAUCGUGCAGAUCCACUACCAAAUUUAGAUGAUAUUGAGCUAGGGGAUGCAAAUGGAGCUACAGGAAGCGAUGAUGAGCAUACAUGGAACAAUGUAUUAGUGGAUGAAGUCGAUUUUGUUCAUGCUGUUGAACGGGGGCGUAUUAAUAGGAAUGAUUUACACAUCAUGGGGUGCCGAAGCAAUGGUGAUACCUGGAUUCCUCAGCGUGUGGUAGAUGAUGUCGAAGAGUUUGGUGAUAUUUUACAUGAUGAAAACGGUUGGAAUAGAGUUUUGGUUGAUGAAGUUGACAUUCUUCAUGCUUUCGAACAGGGAUCCAGGAUUGUUAAUCGUAGUGAAUGUCGUCUUAGUUAUAUGCAUCGUGAAAAUGGAACUGGGAGACUUGAGAGGAAUAGUGAUGUAGUUCAAGGAGCGGAAUCAGCAGUGAAUGGAGAAUCAUCGUUUGAAAUUGAUAGGACGAUUGGUACUGGCCGUCCGGGUAGAGGGAAGAAGUAAUUUACCAAGUGUCUUAUUUUUCUUAUAACUUUUUUUAAUUGUUAGGUUUGUUAUUCGCUUUAUCUGUUGUUAUUCUUAUUUUUUCGUGAACAUUAGCCAUAUUUAAGAGUUUUCACCGUAUUUGACUUGUUUUCAAGUGUGAUGUUAUCGUGUGAUGAGGUCGACACUCUAUUUUAUCCAGUUUAAAGCUCAACGUGUGUUUAUCUGAUUGCUGCUCUUUCGUUUCAUUUCUGAAGAUUACCAAUGUUUUGUUAGCAGUCUUUUGCUUCAUAUUGUAUUCGUCUGUCUGACCUUUUCGAAAUGUUGUGUUGAGCGCUGCUGGAUAAUAUUUGGUUGCUGG